GCUCACUCUCCAAUUUUUCACUUCCCAGCAUCCUUUCUCUCCUCUGGUUUAAAUUUUUUUUUCUUCAUCACACAUUCAAACCGACCGGAGUGUAUUAUUAAGAAACGCAGAGAUGGCCCCAAAGAACAAGUCUUCCGAAAACAUUAACGCCAAGCUUGGUUUGGUUAUCAAGUCUGGUAAGUACACCCUUGGUUACAAGUCCGUUGUCAAGUCCUUGAGAACCGGUAAGGCCAAGUUGGUCCUCAUUGCUGGUAACACCCCAGUCUUGAGAAAGUCCGAAUUGGAAUACUACGCUAUGUUGUCCAAGACUCAAGUUUACUACUUCCAAGGUGGUAACAACGAAUUGGGUACCGUUUGUGGUAAGCUUUUCAGAGUUGGUACCAUGGCUAUUUUGGAUGCUGGUGACUCUGACAUCUUGUCUACCCUCGCUUAA
Molecule: messenger RNA, 433 nt
Organism: [Candida] anglica
Lineage: Eukaryota; Fungi; Ascomycota; Pichiomycetes; Serinales; Debaryomycetaceae
Source: the annotation of a GenBank genome assembly